AGCCUGCCCGCUGCGUAUUAUUGCAAUUUGCGGGAUUGCGACACGGAGUUGGUGAGAGAGUUACUGUGGAGAGACAGGCGCCUUCCCACCCAAUCAUGGCCUCAGCAGGUCUCCAGAUCUUGGGCAUGGCUCUCUCGGUGGUGGGCUGGCUGGGCUCCAUCAUCUCCUGCGCCCUGCCCAUGUGGAAGGUGACAGCCUUCAUCGGCAACAACAUUGUGGUGGCGCAGAUCAUCUGGGAGGGGCUAUGGAUGAACUGCAUCGUGCAGAGCACAGGCCAGAUGCAGUGUAAGGUCUAUGACUCUAUGCUGGCGCUGCCCCAGGACCUGCAGGCUGCCCGCGCCCUCAUGGUCAUCUCGGUGCUGCUGGCCGUGCUGGCCUUGCUGGUGAGCGUGGUGGGCGCCAAGUGCACCAACUGCGUGGAGGACGAAGGCACCAAGGCGCGGAUCAUGAUUGUCUCCGGUGCUGUCUUCGUGGUCGCCGGCAUCCUCUGCCUCAUCCCCGUGUGCUGGUCAGCCAACACCAUCAUCCGGGACUUCUACAACCCGCUGAUGUCUGAAGCCCAGAAGCGGGAGCUGGGGGCUUCCCUCUACAUCGGCUGGGCUGCUGCAGCCCUGCUGGUUCUUGGGGGCGGCCUCCUCUGCUGCACCUGUCCCAAGAGAAACACCAACUACAGCGCCCGUUACACGGCCGCCGUCUCGCAGCCCCGCAGUGACUACCCCAGCAAGAACUACGUCUGAGGGGC
Messenger RNA from Gopherus evgoodei (Goodes thornscrub tortoise), 742 nucleotides. RefSeq names its product claudin-4-like. Gene Ontology annotation, cellular component: plasma membrane; bicellular tight junction. The transcript has 2 exons. Gene Ontology annotation, molecular function: structural molecule activity. Bases 96 to 737 code for a protein of 213 amino acids. NCBI's taxonomy places the organism in Eukaryota, Metazoa, Chordata, Testudines, Testudinidae. The record is from RefSeq and is a predicted model, not a curated record. Gene Ontology annotation, biological process: cell adhesion; bicellular tight junction assembly.